Actinia tenebrosa (Australian red waratah sea anemone) is the source of this 1371-nucleotide messenger RNA. RefSeq names its product histamine H2 receptor-like. Lineage: Eukaryota; Metazoa; Cnidaria; Anthozoa; Actiniaria; Actiniidae. The record is from RefSeq and is a predicted model, not a curated record. Gene Ontology annotation, molecular function: G protein-coupled receptor activity. Gene Ontology annotation, biological process: G protein-coupled receptor signaling pathway. Gene Ontology annotation, cellular component: membrane.
AAUUGCCUAAAAUGUUUUUCCUUUACUUACAGACCGGAGUCAAUAUUGAAAACUUCACUCAAAAAAAAGUGGGCGCUAGAAUUUCACCCAAAAAAAGUACUAUUAGGAAAAGAUGAAUUCCACGAACUUAUCCGGACAGCUUUGUCACGCACAAGGGCUCAAGUCGUGCUAGAGUUUUUGGUCUUUUUCAUCAUCAAUGUCGUCGCUCUUCUUGRUAAUCUCUUAGUAUGUUGGGUUUUCUUCAGGACCCAUCGACUGCGAACAGUAACUAAUAUCUAUAUUAUCGCACUUGCUUUAUCAGACAUCAUCUUUACAACUUUAUGCCUACCGAUUCUUGAAGGAGUAUUGUUGUCUGGUAGGUGGUUGUAUCCAGCAUGGAUUUGUAAGAUUCAUGGCUUUCUUGUUCUACUACUCUGUUUUGUUUCACUUCAUACAAUCGCCUUGACAGCCCUGAAUCGUUAUUUCAGGGUUGUAAGACCGAACAUCUUCAAAAAGAUCUUCACCAAAAAGUUUACAAUCAUUUCAGUUUUUGUCGUUGUUCUUGUUGCCGGGCUUCUUCUUGCUUUUCCCCUUUUUAAUGGUUGGGCAAAUCUUUUAUUUCACCCCGGAAAAAUGGCAUGUUCGAUGCAGUUUGACGACAAAUACAUCGACGUUACAUAUUCUGGGUUUCUUUCUGUAGUGAUGGUGUUGGGACCAUUUGUGACCAUCAUCGUUAGCUACCAAAGAGUCUUCAAAACUGUUCAAACUCACAAACGAACGCUUUCUCUAUCAGCAGUAACAGAGGACCACACGGCUGAAAAACUGAGCGCUGAAGAAAUCAAUAUAACGAAAACUUUGUUUGGUAUUGUUCUUGGUUUUACCAUUUGCUGGGCUCCGGUUUUUGUCAUCGAGUUCGUAGACUCGUUUAUGGGAUCAGACAACGGGCUUCCUCGACCGGUUUAYCUUGUUUAUACGUUUCUUGUGUCUGUUUCGGCUGCAGUCAAUCCUGUUUUAUAUGGAGUGUUAAAUAAAACCUUCAGGAUUGAGUAUAUGAGGAUUCUACACUAUUGCAGAAAGGGCAACGCAAUAAAUGAUGCUCCUGAAAGAUCCGUAAGACUGAAUGCUAUAUUCUCUCCAAGAGCUUGCUCCAAAAAUCAGAUUGUGAAUAGAAUAUCAGAUGAACAGUUUAAUCUUGCAAAGGUUGAACGAAUAAAUAGUUUAUCACCAAGCAUCAGAAAUAUAUCGAAACGAAAUGAAGGUGAAAUCAUGGUUAUACCAGGAAGGAUUAUAGAAACAAUAGAGAUUCGUGAACUCAACAAUUUGUAUGAACAUGAGAAAUCUCCCAAUUGAUACUACUCUAAAUGCUAAACACUGGCUUUUUUUUUUUUUUUU